AUGUCUGGCAUGGCCUCCUCCAAUCAAGUUCCUGCAUUAGCCUCCAGCCUCCCUUCCAGCGCCUCAUCCCUUACUGGCACGUCCGCUGCCUCUUCGGCUUUGAUCUCAUCAGUUGGCAUCGGUACUUCUAAGCUGGAUGACCUCAUCUCCGGUAAUGGAAUGCACUCCUUUCUUUUGCCGCCUCCUCCCUUGCUCCCUGGAAUCCAUGUAGCUGGCCUUCUCUCGACCACUACUGCUAUGUCUACCCUGGCCAGUACUAGUCCAGGACUCGUUUCUUCCUGUGCAUUGGCCACUCAUUUAGCAUUGGCUUCAUCGACGUCAUCGUCGGCUUCAGGUUCGUCUCAGACUUCACAACCAGCUAAUAAUGAAAUGUUUCCUUCUCAUGGACCCAUCGGCACUUCCUCGGUCACUUUUGUUACAUCUGCUUCAGCUUCACCCUCGUCUGCUUCUUCAUUGGCUAGUUUGGUGGCCUCCAGCAGUUUGGCAGCCUUAGUAGACACUGGAUGCUUACCCGCCUCUUGCCUCACAACACCAGGUUCUCUCGUAUGCCAGCCAAUGGCUAGUGGCAGACAGCAAAGAUCUCGUUAG
Protopolystoma xenopodis is the source of this 588-nucleotide messenger RNA. The record is from the annotation of a GenBank genome assembly. NCBI's taxonomy places the organism in Eukaryota, Metazoa, Platyhelminthes, Monogenea, Polystomatidea, Polystomatidae.